GGGAGGGUCUUUACUUGGGCUUUAGGCAAGCUGGCUGUGGCAUAAAGCGGUGGACAUGGACAACUGUGGUUAGAAAUGGCGUAACAGCUAAGUGGAAAAUACUAAAACCAACUAACUUUACAGCCAUUUGAGAGUAGAAGGGCAGAGCUUCCUGACGUCUUUGACAUCUUCCUCACUGCCGGAGGUGAUGAGCUUUGCUCUCGGCUUUAAGCACCCGACAGCAGGCAGCUCUGGGCCCGGUGCUGGAAGCGGAGCCACCAUGGAGAAUCUGGAAAAGCAGCUGAUCUGUCCCGUCUGCCUGGAGAUGUUCUCCAAACCUGUGGUCAUCCUGCCCUGUCAGCACAACCUCUGCCGCAAGUGUGCCAAUGACAUCUUCCAGUCAGCUAAUCCUCUGUGGCAUUCCCGUGGUUCCUCCAGUGCGACGGCCAGUGGCGGUCGCUUUCGCUGUCCGUCGUGCCGCCAUGAGGUGGUGCUCGACCGCCAUGGAGUCUAUGGCCUCCAGAGGAACCUGCUGGUGGAGAACAUUAUCGACAUCUACAGACAGCAGGAGUCCUCCAGACUUGUUAGCAUGAAACCAGAGCAGCAGCAGCAGCAGCUCAUGUGUGAAGAACAUGAAGACGAGAAGAUCAACAUCUACUGCUUGUCCUGCCAGACGCCGACCUGCUCCAUGUGCAAAGUGUUCGGACAGCACAGAGACUGUGACGUGGCUCCGCUCGGCACCGUCUACAUGAGACAGAAGACGGAGCUGAGUGACGGCAUUGCGAUCUUGGUGGCCAGUAAUGACAACGUCCAGGCAGUCAUCUCUCAGAUGGAAGCAAUCUGCCGCACCAUAGAGGAAAACGGCCAGCGGCAGAGAGAACACCUGAGCGGCCACUUUGAACGUUUGGUGUCCAUCUUGGAGGAGCGGAAGCAGGAGCUGGUGGGUCUCAUCACCAGAGAACAGGAUGAAAAGCUCAAACAUGUUCAGUCGCUCAUCCGUCAGCACAGCGAUCACCUGGAGGUGGGCGUCACGCUGGUCGAGUCAGGCAUACAGUCCAUGGAGGAGCCGCACAUGCCUCUGUUCAUACAGAGCGCCCAAGCCAUACUGGAAAAAAUGGCGGUGAUGGCGAGAGCCUCGAAGUUGGAGCUCCCAGAGCUCGGUUAUGAGAGUAUGAGCCACUUCGUCAUCGAUAUCGAUGACCUCGCUGACACGCUGAGAAACAUCAACUUCUGCUGCAGUGUGGCAGGUGAUGAAGAGGAUUUUGAAGAAGUGGAGGAAGAGUUAGACUUUGGCUCCAGAUUUUAAGACCAAAGGGCAAAGAUGCUGAUUACUUUUGACUGACUUCAGUGGAGAUUUUUAAAAGUUGUCAGAGAUGCUGAACGAACAGGCUGUUGACCUGCAAUCGAUAAACCAAGGCCGUGUAGUGUGUGCGAUUUUGGUUUUGAGCGUGUCAGAUUGCUCCUCACAGUAGUUGUUCCGCUUCUAGUUCUUGACCAUCAGUCGCAGAAGAAUAAUAUAAUCACAUUUUCACAAUCAGGCUUUACAUGUUAGAGGACAGAAUGUAUUUGAGUUUUAGCUCUGAGGACCAAUUUUAGUAGUUUAUUUAAAGACUGAAAUAUCAUUUGGGAAAUGUGACAAAUGUUCAUUAUACACCUUUCCACAAUAAAUAGGGAAUGUGUGUAUACAUAUGUUCAAAAAAAAAUGUUCCCUAGCGAAGCUACAACAAUGUUUAUAUAUUGUAAUGAUUGUAUGAUAAAGAAAGGGGGUGUUUGUACUUCUGCCGAGGAGGCAAUGUGAUUGGUUUGUCUGUUUGAUACCAGGAGUCACUCAAAAAAGUCAACAAACUUUUGCACCAUAUUUACAGAAAUAGGCAUAAAAUGAAAUAGAAAUAAAGAAGAAAAUCCAUAUUCACGCAUGUCAUGAAGAGAAUUUUAAACCAUAGUUGUAGUAAUGCUCGUGUUUACUGGUGGCUGUGGAAACAGAGGAAGCUCAUUUUUGAUGCUUUUUGGUUUAACUUUUUUAAUCAGGAAGUGAAACUCUUGAGAUUAAGAAUCUCCUUUUUGCAGCAGCGUCGUGGGACAAGCCGGAUUAACCCAGCAUGCUUUUCACUCAGAGUCUAAUUUGCUUUGAAAUUGGGCUGAGGAUCUCAAUAUUGUUCCCAUCCCUGCUUUAGUCUCAGGUGCUGAAACACAUUUGUUUUGCUGAUUUUUGCAAAUUACUUCCACGUUUGUGAAGUGUGGAUGUUUCAAGAGACAGACAUAUUAUGCAGAGAAUCCUGAAUUAAAAUCAGAGGGAGCGUUUUAAAACUGUAUUUUGUGGCAAAGUCAUUAAACUGUUUUCAUGUUUCUUA
This is a messenger RNA of Oreochromis niloticus (Nile tilapia), 2330 nucleotides long. It is a transcript of the gene trim54, whose product is annotated as tripartite motif containing 54. NCBI's taxonomy places the organism in Eukaryota, Metazoa, Chordata, Actinopteri, Cichliformes, Cichlidae. The record is from RefSeq and is a predicted model, not a curated record. Gene Ontology annotation, biological process: regulation of microtubule cytoskeleton organization. The transcript is spliced from 8 exons. The coding region runs from base 188 to 1285 and encodes 365 amino acids. Gene Ontology annotation, molecular function: zinc ion binding. Gene Ontology annotation, cellular component: cytoplasm.